Anneissia japonica is the source of this 2014-nucleotide messenger RNA. RefSeq names its product HCLS1-binding protein 3-like. The transcript is spliced from 5 exons. Gene Ontology annotation, molecular function: phosphatidylinositol binding. The coding region runs from base 109 to 876 and encodes 255 amino acids. NCBI's taxonomy places the organism in Eukaryota, Metazoa, Echinodermata, Crinoidea, Comatulida, Comatulidae. The record is from RefSeq and is a predicted model, not a curated record.
CCAAAACAUAGGUCAAUCAGAACAACAGCUGAUGACGAACCCAAACAAAACGCUUCAGCAUCAAGAAACUCUGUUUUUCGAGGGAGGUGAACAUAAACUACAAGAAUAAUGACAACAACACCCACUUUGACAACUAGGGAAAUAAAAAAUACUGCUACGGGAAUUGACAUAAAUGUUCCAACAGUGAAGGAGAAGGUGGGACGAUUACUGACUGAUGAGGAAUUCCAAGUUAUUGUUAUCACCAAUAAUCCAGUUUUUAAACAAGAAUCUGCCAAGUCGACAGACUGUGUUCAAUUCAUGGUACCUAAAAGAUACAACCAAUUUGAGGCCCUACAUAAAGCAUUAGGAGAAAAAUAUCCAGCCACUGUCUUGCCGGUUCUCCCAAAAAAAUUACUUAUGUUGAAGGAUAGCACAUUGUCAGAGAGACGCAACGCAUUUGACAAAUUGAUGAAGGCAAUCGCCGUAAACCCAAAGAUUUGUUUCAGUAGCAUUGUACUUGCAUUUCUUGGCCUCACAAAGGAACAAAUAAAGAAGGCUGAAGUACCAUGUGCUCAGAAAUCAGAAGAAAUUGAUGGCGACAACAAAAACAAAUUGACCAAGGAACCAAAUGAUAGAAGCCAACUCGAAGAAGUAAACCUUUUUGCAGACGUCGAAGAUCAAGAUGAUGAUCUUGAACUGUUUGGGAGUGAAAAAGCUACAAGUAUGAGCAGUAAAGUCAACAACACUAGAAAUGAGGAUGAGCCACCAAAACAGGAUGAUCUCAUUGCCUUGAUGCGAGAAGCUGACCCAAAACCGGAGAAACCAAAAAUAAAAGGUAAGUUUAUCUUCAGGCCUCUAUGCUCUACAUUAAGCCAAACUGAGCCUUGGUUUAUUUAGCCUAGGCACUCAAUAGUAAUGGUGAGCUCUGUCGUCAAGCAUGAAACAAGUCUAGAGAGUUGGUCAUAAGAGAAGGUAGGAAAAUAUCAGAAGAGCUAUACUUCUUAAUAGUUACAGUAGUAACUUUUCUGUCAUGUGGAUCCAGUAUUUAAGAAGUAUGAUAGUUGCACUCAAGCACAUAUGUAGAAUUAGAAUAGAAGUACUAUAGAGGCAAUUUCCAUAAUCAUUGUACUAAAUUGUUUGUAUGUUUAAAUUAGUUAUAUUUCAUCCUAGGCCUAAAACCAAAAUACAUAUUCUGAUAGUUUUGGCAUGGAAACAUGUACUUUGUAUGUGUUAUUUACAUUUUAUAAUUUGUUUUAUCUUGAAAGAAGACAGGUACAAAUUGAAUGUGUAAUUUAUUGAAAAUCUACCCUUUGAUAUAUUUCUAAUGAAUAUUUUUUAUAUAUCUUAGUUAUAUUUCAUCCUAGGCCUAAACCCAAAAUACAUAUUCUGAUAGUUUUGGCAUGGAAACAUGUACUUUGUAUGUGUUAUUUACAUUUUAUAAUUUGUUUUAUCUUGAAAGAAGACAGGUACAAAUUGAAUGUGUAAUUUAUUGAAAAUCUACCCUUUGAUAUAUUUCUAAUGAAUAUUUUUUAUAUAUUAUUGGACCUGUGUUGUUUUAAUCAUAUGUGUCAUUUGAGCAAUUCAGUUAUGUGUACUUGUUUCUAACCACUAUAACGUGAAACUUUAAUCAGUACCUUUAGAUUACAAUAAAGAUUUAUUGUAUCGUUUGAUAAUUUUGGGAAUAAAUAACGAUUUGCUUAUGGAUAUUUUCAAGUUUAUGUAACUUAAAAUUUCUUCUUUUCUUUUUUUUAACUUUUACUAUUAUUGAGACUUCAGGAGCUACUUCAAGUGAAAAUUAUAUAUUAUUAUUAUCAAUUUACCUAACUGUUCUCCAUGUGUUUAUAGCAUGCUAUACAAUGCAGAUUUCAUAGUACACUGUUUUUGAUUUUUUUCAAAUACAAUUUUUUUAGUUUAGCCUAUAACAAACAUUGCACUGGGCAGUCAAGUAAAGAUUUUGGAACCUCAGUUUUCAAGUAAACACUGAUAACAAUAUAUUUGUAACAAACUUCAUUGAUGUCUGAUAGUAUUUACUACA